Molecule: messenger RNA, 691 nt
Organism: Patiria miniata (bat star)
Lineage: Eukaryota; Metazoa; Echinodermata; Asteroidea; Valvatida; Asterinidae
Product: PIH1 domain-containing protein 2-like
Exons: 4
Coding region: 207-593 (128 amino acids)
Source: RefSeq, a predicted model, not a curated record
CACAAAAUGUGCCUGGUAGUUUUCAUUGGUGAGUAAGGCGCCGCAGAAAUAACUGGUUCGCACUUCCCAAUGCUUUUUGAAAUCAUUGCAAUAGUACAGGGACCAGGGAUUUGUUCACAAACCAAUCUCACGUGGUUCGUUGCGCGUUCUUAAAUUGGCGGGGCACGACGUGGAGGACUUGCGAAAAAACGUCACAACAGUGAAAUAUGGUGACAGGCGUCCAACAUGACCUGAUGAAGCAGACACAGUACUUUUGGUCAAUGCUGGAUGAACUUGCAGAGACCGAUGAAGAUGCAUACAGGAAGUUCAUGGCCACAAACCUCCAAAGAGGACAGCAAGAAUUGACACCGGCCAAGCCAUGGAUGUGUGUCAAGACCCGUAUCAUGGAAGAAUUGACUGUUCUAGUCACAGACAAUACGAGUUACGUCUGCCACUACCAGAGAUUAUACAAGAAGACGUAUCCACAGCCAAUUCAGCAGACAACGUCAUCACCCACUGUUGCCAUGCCAACCAGGAUGAACCUCUGCAUUUGUGAUUGUGUCCUUGUAGGAGGUUUUCAGCAUUUUCCCGGCACGGUAAAACCACAUUUCUAGCACUUCCAGCCUCUUUAUGGAGUCUUGUUGUAAAGUCCAGGUUUCUGCCACAUACACCAGUGUUGAGAUGAUGUAGCAACAGAUGGGUAGCCUUAAUU